Molecule: messenger RNA, 3865 nt
Organism: Vombatus ursinus (common wombat)
Lineage: Eukaryota; Metazoa; Chordata; Mammalia; Diprotodontia; Vombatidae
Product: trichohyalin-like protein 1
Exons: 3
Coding region: 62-2599 (845 amino acids)
Molecular function (GO): calcium ion binding; transition metal ion binding
Source: RefSeq, a predicted model, not a curated record
ACGGCUGCUCCACAUACCACUUCUUCCUGUUGGUGAAAGAGCUUGUCUUAAACUGGUGAAAAUGCCUCAACUCCUACAAGGUGUCAUUUGUGUCAUCGAGACAUUCAAAAAAUAUGCAAGAAAGGAAGGUGAUUGUUGGACAUUAAGCUCGGAACAGCUAAAGCAGCUCCUCCUGGGGGAGAUUGGAGAGUUUCUCAAGCCAUUUGAUAUUCUUACUGCAGGAACCAAUUCAAAUCUUUUGGAUAGAGAUGGCGAUAAUUCCAUCGACUUCAAUGAAUUUCUCCUCCUGGUCUUUGACAUGAUGGAUAUGGUUUACCAAGACAUACAAUCUUUCCUAAAUCUGGAACCUAAAGCAGAAUCCAAUACAGAGGAAGAGUCGUCAAGGGAUGUGGAAUCAUGUGAGACCAGGGAACACUACCAAGAAGAAGCAGGACUGGGUCAAUAUGAGCAAAGACUGACAGGUACUGAAUCUCCAUCUCUGGUCAACCCCAUAGAAAAAGUACCUGACACGCUAACCAAGGAGGACCCUCAGGAUGAUCUUGAGACUCCCAGAUUGCUGGGAAGAGAAGUUGAACACAACCACCCUAAGAGUCAAUUCCAAGGUGAAGGAGAUGAGCAGAGCCCAGAAAGAAUGCAAGUCCAGGCAACAGGAGGUGAUCAAGUCCCGCCUGAAGAAAAAAGGUCGCCCAAGGAAUUUGUGAAGAGAGCCUGUUCUCAAAAGGAGGAGAAGAGUAUAAAUGAGGGAAAUGAAGUGUCCAGAGAGCAAGGUGGCACAAACACAAGGGAUCAGCCAGCAGAACAGGAAGAGCAACAAAACAUGGAGAUUCAGAGUGUACACACAGAAGAAACAGCACAGAAAGCAUCUGAGAGUCAAGAAAAGACCCUCAUUAAGGAGGCUGGGGAACACACUGAGACACAAAAGCCAUCAUCCCAAGAGAAUCGUGAGAGAGAAUCAGAGACAACUGACCUGUCAACAGAGAGGGUGGAGGAAAAACUGUCUGAAACCAAGAGAUUAGCAGAAUGCAGGGGUGAUGAUGGGACUGCAGAUAACCAGGAGCCACCAGUACAGAGAGAAUAUGAAACUCAAGACAUACUAGCCAAGACAGAAGUGCUUGUAGAUGAGGGGAAAGGGAAGAGAAAACCUGAGAACUCAGAAACAGUUGGGCAAAAAAUAAAUAAGGAAGACAAUCAAAUGGAAACCCUCACUGAACAAGAGCCUGAUGGGAAGGAAAAGCAACUUGAGGGACUAGCAGGAGACAGGGACAUUAGGAAAGACUCUGUAACCCCAGACUUAAAAUCAGGAGAUGAUCAGAACCACCCUGUACACAAAGGACCAGCAGCGUCAGAGGAGGAGGUCACAGUUUCUGAAAUAAGUGAACCAGAAUUCUCAGGAGACAACAGGAGUGCCUCUGUGGCAGAGAGAACACCAGAAACAAAAGACAGGGUGCAAGGAUCAGGACCGCAGGAUAACCAGUCUGGAGGGAAAUAUGGGAGAGUCACUCAGACUCUGGACCAACCAAGCGAGCGAUAUGAUGGACACAAGGUGGAGAAUCAGAAUGAUGGGACACUCUCUGAAACAUACAAUAAUCACGGAGAUGAUGAGAGUGGCUCAGCACCAAGGGACCUGCCUGCACAAAGUAACUGCCGGAGACAAGUGGAUGCCCAGGAACAGCCUGACCAAGAAGAUGGCAAGAAUCCCCAGGAAUCCUCAAUACUAGAUGACAAAAGUAGAACCCCCAAAACAGAGGUGCCAAUAGACAGAGAACACAAUGAGAAUACCACAGAAGAACUAGAACAACUCACCGAAGAAAAGAAGAAGAAAUCGUCAGUGGCUAAAACACCAGCCACACUAGAGGAGUCUGAGAGUCAGCAAGGGGCUCAGGAAUCCAUGAAACAAAAGGUAACAGCAACAUCCCCAAAGACAGAGAUCACAGAUCCUGCAGAUGAUAAUGAAGAUGGGCAACUUUCCAUAGUACAGGAAUCAGAGGGAAAAGACCAAGGGAAAGACCCAGAGGCUCAUGGCCCAGAUGAAAAAGAAGAAAGAGAAGACUCUGAGAGCCAGGAAGCCCCAUUAGAAGGUCGGGACCCAGAAACACAAGAUCUCACCCUGGAUUCAAGUCCUGAUACCCUGAAUCCAGUGAAGAGGGAAGACAAUAGCCCCCAGAGGCUAGCAGGAGAAGGGAGGGAACAACGUGUGGCAAAUAAAGAGGAUGAUUCUUCAUCAGGGCUCUCAGAGCAGGUAGAGAGGAAAGCCAGAGACACAGAGCCUUGUUCAUCCUCAGGAGAUGAGGUACAUUCCAACCCAGUAUAUGAAAAUGUCCAGAUGACACCUGCACAGCCUGACCUCCCAGCCCCCGAAGAGCGGCCAAGUCAAACUGAUACAACUCAGGCCUUUGGCCCUGAAUUGAGGAUAGAGAGAGAACCUCAGAGGAGUAAGACUUCUGAGCACCCAGCCCCCCUUGAUCCACUCUGUGGCUACAGACAAGAGCCAAGGCUUCAAGUAGGGGACCCUGAGCCUGAUGAAGAAUAUGACAGCCAGCAAGAGACCCUAGCAUCUCAGUCACGGGAAGAUGGCCAGCCUCGGCAAGACCAGCAAUAACAAAGAGAUGGCAGCCCAAAAAAGUAUUGAUUAUUAUCAGGGAGAAACCGUCAAUAGUGACCUUUGCCUAUCAAAAGCCCACCCAACCCCCGCUCCCACCACACAAACACCCACAAACGUACACACACACAUACAUCAUCAUCAUCAUCAUCAUCAUCAUCACCAUCAUCAUCAUCAUCACAAUCAUCAUCAUCAUCCUUUAAGUCUCCAUUCUGAAUUUUUACAAAACCAAGUAGCAAAACAUUUAGCCUUAGGAGUUACCAUCAAGGAAAAAAAUCUUCUAACCAAGUAAAUAGUUUUUUUUAAAUCUAGAAUAUGACAUGGAGUGGUCCACAAUGGGCUCUGGUCAUUUGGGCAUCCCUUCAUCUGGGGAUUCCUUUCCACUAAAAAUUUUGAGGUUCUCCCACACACACUUUUUCCUUUUUUCUUUUUACAUAAGAUAACAGUUUCUUCAAAUCAUGUAUUUUCAAGUUAUUGAAUCAAAGGGUUUUUAAUGAUGGCAAUGGAGAAGUAGUUUCUGAACUAUUAUUUCACAACCAAAGUAUGCUAUUCAUCCAUGGGCACAGAUAAGUUAUUCUUCUAAUAGAAUUUCCAAAUUCAUUCUAAAAUUCCAUAACUCAGGGGAAAUGGCCUUGCUUUUAGAAUCAGAUAACCUGGGCUUGAAUCUCAGCUGUUGUGACUAACUGGCCUUAGUAAGGUUAUUUAAACUUUCUGGACCUGAGUUUCCUCAUCUGAAAAAUGGGCUGGUUGACUAACAUACCUCCCAACUUUAAAUCUGCUCUCCUAUGUAUCCCAGAUAUUAGUGCUAAGACAUUUCAUCAUUCUCUAUCACCAGAUUAAUGACAUUACCCUUAGCUUUAAGGGGCAGGUACAAUAAGUCUCUUGAGUAACCUACUUCAAAGACUCUGGAUCAAAAAAACAGAGUGUGAGCAAAAUGGAAGAAUAUUUCGUGUGCGCCCAACUCCUACAGUAAUUAUGCAUAAAACAAUACCCCUGCUUGCUGUUGUCUUUUUGUCCAGACCUCUGAGCUCCCAGUGAGGAAAUUCCCUCCACCAAUGCUGCAACUCUCUAGGUCACAGAAAGAUUAAGCAAUUUGCCAAAGGUCAAACAGUCAGUCAGUCUUCAUCAGUCUUGAAGUUGGUCUCCUUGCCUCAAAGGCUGACUCACUUUCCACUGUGCCACACUCUCUCUACUGAUGUUUUAGUCCUGGCCUUUUUUAUUCAGAAUGCUGCAUGAAAACUGAAAAUAAAGUCUAAUGAUGAUCAA